AUGCGCUGGCGUUCGGAUAUCUGGUGGCAGUUUAUCGCAGCCGCAUUCGGUCCUUUUUUGCUCCUCGUGUUUUGCAUGUUUUAUUACGACGAUUUUCAGAGCACGCCAACUGGCAAAGUCUCAAAAGCGAAAAAGGGAAAGCCAGUCCAUGUGUGUUCCGAAUGUCAAAAGGUAUACACUCGAGCUGAGCAUUUGAGGCGACAUCAGUCUUCCCACCAAGAGCCCCAGUUCGAAUGCCCAGUAUGUCAAAGACGUUUUCAUCGCAAGGAUCUACUAGAGAGGCACUACAAACGACAUGAAGAAGGAAUCGAGGAUCCUUCGGGCUCUCAAUACAUGGAGUAA
Molecule: messenger RNA, 342 nt
Organism: Fusarium mangiferae
Lineage: Eukaryota; Fungi; Ascomycota; Sordariomycetes; Hypocreales; Nectriaceae
Exons: 5
Coding region: 1-342 (113 amino acids)
Biological process (GO): regulation of transcription by RNA polymerase II
Cellular component (GO): chromatin
Molecular function (GO): RNA polymerase II cis-regulatory region sequence-specific DNA binding; DNA-binding transcription factor activity, RNA polymerase II-specific
Source: RefSeq, a predicted model, not a curated record